UUCAAUUUCUCUUCAGCGCGGUUUUCGUUCGACCAAAUUAGUUUUUAGUUUUAGAGUAAUUAGACAGAAAUGAAUUCUAUCAAUAAAAUUACUGUGGUGCUUUUGAUAGGAUUGGUGCAAUAUAACAGAGCUCAAAAUCCUUAUUACUUUAUAAAACAAUGCCAUAUUUCCGAUACGGACGUCAACCAAUGUCUGCGACAAUCCACCAAUUACCUCGUAUCAAACAUACGUAGAGGCGUUCCAGAACUGAACCUAAACGAUCCAGAGCCAGUAUUCAUCGACGAAAUUCAAUUGGCUUUGGGCAGCGGGCCAGAUGAUUACAGAGCCAUUUUUAAGAAUAUCGAAGCUUAUGGCGUUAGCAAUUGUACUGUGACUGCCGUAAGGUCAGACAUAGAAACCAAUCAAUUCCAAUUCACGCUGUACAUUCCGAAAAUAUCAGCAACAGCUAAAUACGAGUCCAGUGGCAUUUUGUUACUUAUCAGAGCUUCAGGUGGAGGAAAUUAUUGGGGAGAAUAUGAGGGUGUCAAAGUGAAAGCUUACUUGAGAGCUAGUAAGGCGCUAGGCGAAGAUGGACAAACUUACUUGCAAUUGGAACAAAUCAAAAUGGACUUUAGUGUUAAGGAUAUUCGGAUGGGUGUUGAUGGUAUUCAUAAUGGCAACGCCGUUUUACAAGCUGCACUGAACCUGUUCAUCAACUCCAACGCUCAAGAGCUCCUGAAGGAAAUGAAACCUCAUCUAAAAAAGAAACUUUUACUGUUAAUGAGUGAUUUUGUAUCAAAAAUAUUCGAAACUGUUCCUUAUGACGCUAUGCUAACUAAUUGAUUAGAGAAUUAUAUCUUUAAUAUUUAUUUUGAAAUGAAUUUGCAUUAUUUAUUAAAAAUCAUUUUGUGAUAACU
Ceutorhynchus assimilis (cabbage seed weevil) is the source of this 896-nucleotide messenger RNA. The record is from the annotation of a GenBank genome assembly. NCBI's taxonomy places the organism in Eukaryota, Metazoa, Arthropoda, Insecta, Coleoptera, Curculionidae.